AUGCGCCUCUGGGGUUGCAUACCACUCACUCUCCUGGCUUUGGUAGCUGUUUCUACGACCACCCAAGUCGCAUGGAAUUCAGAUGCAACUAUUCAGCCCCAAACAUUAGUCGAUGUUCUCAAUAAUGACGAGGACUAUACAUCACUCCUUUCUCUCCUGCAGAAAGCUAAACUCAUCCCAACGUUGAACAAGUUGAAUGGCAGCACCCUUUUCGCACCAACUAACGACGCAAUUAAUCGUCACGAUAUUUGGAGGUCAGCCCUCGAGUAUCCUAACUUGCUCAAAGACAAUGUGCAAGAGGAGCUACGUCAGCAACUGUUCUACCACCUCCUUAAUUACUCCGUAACUGAAGAUCCAAAGGACUUGACUACACUGCGAGUUCUUGACACACUCCACUUCCCGAAAUUCUCCCUGGAUUCUCCUACUAAUAAGCCUCCCCCAUGGAUCCCAAUACCCGAGAGCACUCUAGGCAACCAAUCUCAGAAGUUACGCAUCACUUCACGAGAUGGCGUAGGCUGGGUCGGUGUUGACGCUUUUGGACAAGGGGGUAUUGAAGUGAAGAAACAGAAGGUGGAGGCGGCAAAUGGUGUCGUGUAUGGAAUUGCUCAUGUCCUUGAUGUUCCACUCCACCUCGGUCGUGUCCUGUCUCAUGAACCAUCCUUGUCAUAUUUUCAGAAGGUCCUCACACCUAGCAUGCUCAAUGUCAUCAACUCUACCUCUGAGCUUACGUUGUUCAUUCCCGUCGAUUCUGCAUGGGAAGCACUCGAUCCAAUUGAGCGGUUAUACCUCGAAAGCCAAUUUGCUGCAGAUGAUCUUCUGCGCAUAUUCAACAUGCAUGCUGUUGUCGAGGAGAGUGUCAGAUGGUCGGACAGUUUCGACUCAGCCACCACCUUGACUACUGAAUAUGGAUCUGAGUUGGAAGUCGUCGUCUCCGAAGGGAAGACUACAGUAUCAGGCGCUACCCUUUCGCAGCCCGAUAUUUAUGCGAGUAAUGGAGUCUUACACCUCGUGUCCUCUCUACUGGUUCCACCAGGAGCCCUUCAACUAACACCUGAGAAAUACCUUCUUGCACUCAACUGCACUUUGUUUAUUUCUCUCAUACACUCAGUCAAUCUUACCCAUCUCAUCAAUGAUACCGAGACUCAAUACACCAUCCUAGCACCGAAGGACGAUGUUUUAUCCGUUUUCGGGAACGACGGCUUACCCAAACAGGGGAGCGAUGAGCUAAAGAGGAUGUUGCAGUACCACUUUCUCCCCGGGAAAUGGACGCCCAAGAAGUUGGCAGACGGCAUGCUUCUAGAAAGUGUACUUCAGGAGCCAGGUCUUGGUAAUGGGAGUCAAGUUAUACACGUAGAGGUCAACGACGAUGAGAAGCAGGAUGUCCCAUCCAGACAUAUCAGGUUUGGUGGAGCUGGCAUUGUUGGAGAGCACCUUGUUAUCAACAAUACUGUUGUCUACUUCAUCUCAUCACCUCUGGAACCACCUGUGGACCCGCUUCAAACAGCUCUACCCUCUCUUGAGUUGUCUUCAUUCCUUGCCGCAGUCUUCUCCACGUCCAUUGCAGAAGACAUCAAGAAGACGCCCCGCGCAACGUUCCUCAUCCCUCACAAUGCUGCUUUCAAGCGGCUCGGUAAGCUGGUCAGCGACCAUCUGCUAGCUGCGUCAUCCAAGACGGACUUGGAGCGCGUCAUAAGGCACCAUAUCAUAGACGGUAUUGAAUACUCCCAGAGCCUCGUUAACGGCUCUGUGCGCACUUUCGCCACCCUUGAAACAUCUGACUUACAACUGGAGCACCUACCAAAUCUAUCCGUUAUCGUUAGCCCCAGCGGUGGCUGGGCUGGCAUGAAGAGCGCGUUAUAUCCCACAAACACGCUCACCGAAACUGGCGUAAUACACGAGCUGUCAGAUCUGAUGAUCCCGCGAUCCGUGGAGUUAAAUGUAGGAAAGCUUAUGAAGGCGGCCAAGGCCACCACUAUGAUUAACAUGGUCACGAAAGCUGGAUUCGACUGGAUCCUGAAUGGAACCGCUCCUCCUGAAGAUUCAAAGUGGGCAGACCAGGGUUUAGGUGGGGCAAGUUGGACCGUACUUUGUCCAACGGAUGAUGCGUUCAAGAAUAACAACCUUACACAGCUCCUCGAGAAUAUCGACGUUCUUCGUGCAAUCGUUAGCCAACACCUCAUUCGCACAUCAUCUGCAGGAGAAUCUGGUUCAUUUAACGUCUUCGACGUCUUGAAUAACAACCGACCCCUUCCGCUAGAAGAUUUGGGCGAAUAUCCCACUCUCCUUUCGCCUUCUUCGGCGUAUGGUGAUAUUGUCUUUCGCGCGUUGGACGACAAAGUAUCCCAGUACAUGGUCGGGAUCAAGAACGCAAGGGGGACAGACAAACAAGCUGACUGGGCACGCGUCCUAACGUGGGGUCGAGCAACGACGGGCGGGGGUACGGGCGGCGUUAUCACCAUUGACCGCAUGCUCGUCCCGUAUCAUCCGCCAUGGUGGAUCGAAUACUUCGCGCCGCUCUUCGUGGGAGCGCUUGGCGUUGGGUUGAUAGGCUUGUUCUUCUAUGCUGUCCGGACAGUAUGGAAGAGGGAUGUUACUGAAGCCACAUAUGAGCCGAUUGCACCAGCAGCCGAGGAGGCCAAGAACUCGGCAAUUGACAACGUAAAAUCGUUUAUUGCAGGAGGUUUUGGAGGAGUUUCUGCUGUCCUUGUAGGGCAUCCUUUCGACCUGACCAAGACCCGAUUACAGACUGCAGCUCCUGGCGCGUAUACUGGUGCAAUUGAUGUUGUCAGGAAAACAUUAGCUCGAGAUGGUGUCACUGGCUUGUAUCGUGGAAUGGUACCUCCAUUGCUGGGAGUCACUCCAAUCUUUGCAGUGUCCUUCUGGGCAUACGAUGCCUCUAAGAAUUUGAUACUCGCACUCACACCCAAUCGUACAUCCGAGAAGCUUUCUACAGCAGAACUUGCCGCUGCCGGUUUCUUGUCUGCCGUACCGACGACCCUCAUUACUGCACCUGUUGAGAGAGCAAAGGUUCUGCUGCAGGUGCAAGGUCAAGGAGGUUCAGGGCCCCAAUACAAAGGUGUCUUCGAUGUUAUGAAGCACCUUUACAGGGAAGGUGGUAUACGAAGUAUCUUUCGAGGCACUGGUGCAACUAUCGCUCGCGACGGACCAGGCAGUGCUGUUUACUUUGCAGCGUAUGAAGUUACCAAGAAGGCCCUGAUGCCGGCUGGGUCGUCAGCAGGAGACCUCAACCUAGGCGCCAUCAUGUUCGCAGGCGGAACUGCAGGUGUUGCAAUGUGGUCAAUAGCUAUACCUCCAGAUGUCUUGAAAUCCCGCAUACAAUCUGCACCUUCUGGUACAUAUUCUGGACUUUUCGAUUGCUUUAGAAAGACCGUAGCGCGUGAUGGGAUUACUGCAUUAUGGAAAGGUCUUGGUCCAGCGAUGGCUAGAGCUUUCCCAGCUAAUGCUGCCACAUUCCUUGGUGUCGAAGCCUCGCGGAAGUUCAUGGAUGCUUUGGUCAUGUCCGACUCCAAGAAAAAAUACAAGUCGUCCAGUCAACCACGAGCUGUAUCUGCUUCUGAAAUUGCUCGUAAUUUGGGCAAUUUUGAAACAUGGUCGUCACAUCAAUGUUGUGAACAAGUUUCUCUCUCUGACCUUCCCUCUGAAUUUCAAGAGGAUGUGGACAAUCUCUUUGGUACCACAAAGCGAAUUCCUCGCUCCUGGUUAGACAGGUCUUUUGACUGUAGCCCAGGUUUUGCCAAGUUUAUAGCAGAUGCUUCACGAACAGCACCGGAACUCUUCUCCAUCGACCAGAGUGCAAGCAACGAACUAUUUGAAGACGUAUGUGUCGUUUUCAGUGCAUGGAAGCGUUUGGCACAAAUGAGAAGUUCCAAAGAGAAAUGGUCCGAGGCGGACUUCGUGGCUAACGUAUACAACGUAUUCCGAACUUCUAGAAUCAGAGAAAGCACCUUCCGGGUGCAAUGCGCGAUUUCGCUCCCACAACCGCAAGACACAUUUCAAAACGCCUUCGAUGUGCCCCGUGUGUUGAAUACGAAGACCGUCAUCCCUGACUGCGCAAUCUUCAUUCCCGCUUCACGGACUCGACCGUUGUCGCAUUCUGCCAAGUCACCAUAUAAGCUCCUCAAGAACCACCCUACCGUAGUAAAAGCCGGUAAUGCGGCUAAGAGAUCUUCUUUCAGGUACCAGAGUACCCCGUGUGCUCAGCUUCCCGAUAUGCCUGGCUUUGAGUUCGCAAGCAGCUUCUGGGAGGAUAAGAAGCCGGUACACGCUCUUCUUGAUGAUGCAUAUCGCCAGAACCGCAUGUCAACAACUGCUGCUGUCCGGCAUUUACACUCCCUUGGUAUCCAUGCCCCUGUCACGGGGCUUAUUUGGGCAGAUGGAGUUGUCCGCGCGCAUGUUGAUUGGUGUGAGGAAUCAGAGGGAAAGACGGUAUUUAUGGCAUUGCAGGUCAUGAUGUCUGCUCCGUAUUGUGGUCCCCGUGGUCGAUCAUCAAAUGAUGUGUUCCACGAGUGGAAACUUGAUCGUCCAAGCGACAUUCUGCAGGUUUACUUCCUUGUUCGGAAUAUUGACGAGUGGACCACAGGCAAAUUCUUAGAAUAUACUGUUCGGGGUGUAAACCAAAUGGUGGAAAAGCUUUCCUCCAGCGAAAGGACAUAUAAACCCUGGAAAAGGGUUGGGGACCUGGCACCUCCAUUAAAGACUAACGCGCUGAAAGAGAACCACAACAUUUCUGUUACUACAGUUGUGACUUCGGAUGCAUCCCCCUCCCCGCCUAAGCCCAAGAGCAGGCGACGGAGACGCAGGUCCAGUAAUUGA
Suillus discolor is the source of this 4833-nucleotide messenger RNA. RefSeq lists its product as uncharacterized. The coding region runs from base 1 to 4833 and encodes 1610 amino acids. Gene Ontology annotation, molecular function: O-acyl-L-carnitine transmembrane transporter activity. The transcript is spliced from 18 exons. NCBI's taxonomy places the organism in Eukaryota, Fungi, Basidiomycota, Agaricomycetes, Boletales, Suillaceae. The record is from RefSeq and is a predicted model, not a curated record. Gene Ontology annotation, biological process: carnitine transmembrane transport; mitochondrial transport. Gene Ontology annotation, cellular component: mitochondrial envelope.